Molecule: messenger RNA, 1337 nt
Organism: Anolis sagrei ordinatus
Lineage: Eukaryota; Metazoa; Chordata; Lepidosauria; Squamata; Anolidae
Gene: TBP
Product: TATA-box binding protein
Biological process (GO): DNA-templated transcription initiation
Molecular function (GO): DNA binding; RNA polymerase II general transcription initiation factor activity
Source: RefSeq, a predicted model, not a curated record
UGGAUGACGCGAUAACUGUGCGCCGCUGCCGCCUGAGAGAACGAGCGCGGAGAAGCGAAGGCACCGCUGAGGUCGGGCAGGAAAGGCGGCGGAGCGGGAAACGCGCCUGGAUCCCAGUUUGAGGCCCGGACGGGGAUUGUACAAGGCGCCUUUGGGGCUCACCUUUACUCGUUUUUGUGGGAGUUAGUUGCGUGUUGGUCGCCGCGGUUGGAAGCCAGCUUCAAACUGCAAUAAAUGGCUUUGGACACCUGUGAGCUGAUGUAGUUCCAGAAAUGCCAAGGCUGACUGCAUAACUCAUUGCCAGGACAUCAGAUUCCUUAAGGCAGAUGGUCUAAAUUUGCUGUAGUGACCUGAACUUGUGGUCAUCACUUAGCUGGAGACGUGACCGCCGCCAUGGAUCAAAACAACAGUAUACCACCUUAUGCCCAGGGUCUAGCAUCCCCUCAGAGUGCAAUGACUCCUGGCAUUCCUAUUUUUAGUCCCAUGAUGCCAUAUGGCACAGGGCUCACACCGCAACCCGUUCAAACCACAAACAGCUUAUCUAUUCUGGAAGAACAGCAAAGGCAACAGCAACAGGCCGCAGCACAACAGUCCACAUCGCAGCCAACACAAGGGACCUCUGGUCAGACACCACAGCUUUUCCACUCACAGACACUUACCACUGCUCCUUUGCCAGGGAGCACAUCUCUUUAUCCCUCUCCAAUGACUCCCAUGACCCCAAUAACCCCUGCGACACCUGCUUCGGAAAGCUCUGGGAUUGUGCCACAGCUGCAGAAUAUUGUGUCUACGGUAAAUCUUGGCUGUAAACUUGACCUAAAAACCAUUGCCCUUCGUGCUCGAAAUGCUGAAUACAACCCCAAGCGUUUUGCUGCUGUAAUUAUGAGAAUAAGAGAACCACGUACGACAGCGCUCAUAUUCAGUUCUGGAAAGAUGGUGUGCACUGGGGCUAAGAGUGAGGAACAGUCCAGGCUGGCUGCCAGAAAGUAUGCAAGGGUUGUCCAGAAGUUAGGCUUUCCAGCCAAGUUUUUGGACUUUAAGAUCCAGAAUAUGGUGGGUAGCUGUGAUGUGAAAUUCCCUAUCCGACUUGAGGGAUUGGUUCUUACACAUCAGCAAUUUAGCAGCUAUGAACCUGAGUUGUUUCCCGGCUUAAUUUACAGAAUGAUCAAACCAAGAAUUGUCCUGCUUAUUUUUGUUUCUGGGAAAGUAGUUUUAACUGGUGCAAAAGUCAGAGCCGAAAUUUAUGAAGCGUUUGAAAACAUAUAUCCUAUUUUAAAGGGAUUCAGAAAAACAACGUAACAGUUCACUCUGCUUAUGCAAGAAGGUGGGGUACUCUUUGA